Ostertagia ostertagi is the source of this 417-nucleotide messenger RNA. The record is from the annotation of a GenBank genome assembly. NCBI's taxonomy places the organism in Eukaryota, Metazoa, Nematoda, Chromadorea, Rhabditida, Trichostrongylidae.
CCUCACUAUAAAAACCCUUCCGUUCGGUAUGAAAACCAUUUCUAUCAACUAUGGGAGACGUCGUAUUUCUUUGAGCCUCGCCGAACUUCUGUACUCGUCUCACCAGAUGGUUCUAAGAAGAAGCUCGCGAACCACAGCGCAAUGAGAGUGGCAUAUAAGUUUGUCUUCGCUCCAAAUUCGAAUUUCUCAGCAAAACCCGAGCAAAUGUACGGAUUUAUUCCGCAAUGGGGGAAGAUCGAUGUAGUUCUUUAUCGAAACGUGAGAAGCUAUAAAAAGGAAGACCUCCAGACGAGAACUAUGCGAGUUCAGUUUGCAGCAGCUCCAAAAGGUGACGAUCCAAAGGAGAGUUUCUCCACUGGACAACCUGUUGGCGAGUAUGCGGGUGAAACUGUAGUACGAUUGGUUGCAAUUGAGUGA